Molecule: messenger RNA, 5955 nt
Organism: Closterium sp. NIES-67
Lineage: Eukaryota; Viridiplantae; Streptophyta; Zygnematophyceae; Desmidiales; Closteriaceae
Source: the annotation of a GenBank genome assembly
GCGCUGUUCGACGUGCUGCUUGGGGGAGCCAGCUCCAAGGAGGCCAUGCGCAAGUGGUCCAACCUAUACAAGAGCGGGCUGGGCCGCUUCCAGGAGGGACUCCGAGACUCAGCUGGCACGGCCCUUCUCGAAGCCGGGGGGAGCAGCAGCGGGGUGGUGGCCACCAUGGUGGUACCCCAGGUGCUGCGCGUGGUGCUGCGCCUGCUGCGCGCCUGCACGCCCGACCUUAGAACCGCGGUCCUCAGAGAUCUCCUCGUUCUGCUGGACUCGGACGAUGCCAAUAUGAGUUUGUUUCUGCAACAAGUGGGGUGGCAGGACUGGCUGCUCAUGGUCCUGCUCGCCGUGACGAGCGGGCAGCGGGACGGGAUGGGGAUGGGCGGGGAGGGCGACGAGGCGGGGGCGAUUCUGGAGGAGGACUUGGAGUUGGAUGAGUACGAGGGGGGGAUGAUGGAGGAUGAGGAGGAGAUGGAGGGCGAGGGUGAGGAGGAGCAGCUGAUCUGGCAGCUGUUUGCGUGCCUGCAUGCGUACGCGCUCAUCCAUCUCAGGAAUGGCGCGGAGCAUAUUACUACAACCAUCACGUACAUCCAGCUGCUCUGUCCCGACCAGGCGUCGGUGUGGACGAAGCGGGUGCUGGCGGACGUGUUUGAGGCGCUGUGCGUGCUGUGCCCGUCGGAAGACACGAUGAGCGCCGUGCCGCUGCGCGACAACUUCUCCCUCCUCGUCAACCUGCUCGACGACUGCACCGUCGACGACUCCCGCCAACUCUUCCAGGACGAGUUGAUGGAGGAGGAGGCGCUGUCAGGGGGCUAUGUGGACCUCGGAUCCUCCCAGCCUCUCAGGAGCACGUUCCCCGACAUACAGCGCCCGCAGCAGCGGUACCAGCGGCCGGAGCUGCCCCCGGACGAGGCAGCAGCGAGGUGGCGCCUCUUCGACCGCGUGUGGGCGUCCUUCUCAGUGCUCUCCGGCGCACAGGACCCCGCCGCCUCCGCCUACAACCAGUCCCUACUCGAGCAGCAGCAGCAGCAGGCAAUGAGCUACUUCUCCCUCGCUGGGAUCAGCCGCACGGGGCUCGCGCUGGUGGGGUCGGCGGGCGGGGUAGGGGACGGGGGGAGAGGCGCGUCGGGGCCGGGAGAUAAGGCAACGAGGCAGAGGAACGAGCACUGUCUGCACGUGGCGUUCCGCUUGGUGCUGUUUUAUCUGUAUGACGCUGAGCUGGAGGCGACCUCGCAGUGCAUGCAACAGUUCGCGCUGAUCCUGCCUGCGCUGUUGCACUCAAUCGCGGAUACCACCUCCCUCAGAAACCACCUGCACCUCUUCCUCUGGGCUCUGGUUCAGGCUCGGGAGAAGCUGGAGCAGCAGGCUCGGGACCGGCUGGCUGCGCGGGAGGCAGGGAGGGAGGCAGGGGCGCGGCAGCACAUAGCAUCACAGCUGAUACGCGAGGUGGUGGACAGGGCCAAGUCCGUGCUCGUGGCGUCCAUUGCCGAGAGGAGGCCGGGCGGUGGGGGCAGCGUGGGGGACUUCUCAGUGUACAGCUUGCUGCAGCAGGACAGAGUACAGGAAGCGCUGAAGGAGGAGGAGGCGCUGGUGGAGGUGAUAGCGGAGCGGCGCAUGCAGGCGCCUGAAGCGCUGAGGGGCGAGGUGGGGGAGCGGGAGGCGGUGGAGCGCGAGCUCUUGGAGGCGAUGGAGGAGCACCGGCGGGCCAUCCUCACAGAGCUCACCACCGAGGAGAGCAAGCGAAGGGCCACGGUCCGAGUCGGAUACGAGGAGGAGCAGCAGUUUCUUGCGGGACGCUGGAACCAACUAUUCAGGGACCUGACCAACGAGCGGGGAGCAUGGUCGCCCGGCCGCCUGCCCACGGACGCGCCUGCGCGUUGGAAGCUCGACAAGAUGGAAGACCCCAUACGCCGCCGCUUCCGCCUGCGCCCCAACUACCGCUUCAACCCUGUCCUCUGCACCCCCGCCUCCUCUGCCUCGUCCUCCGCCCUCGCGUCUCCAUCCUCCCUCAAGUCGCCCAACAGCGGGGCCGCGUCGCCCAUGCUGCUCUCGCCGCUCGGCGGGGGGUACCUGAACUCGCCGCUGUCCGCGGUCAAAUCGCCUUUCGCGUCGGCAGCGGCACAAGCAGUGCUGCUGCUGAAAGGCCUGCGGGGCGUGCAGGCGCAGUUGGAAGGGGUGGGGUUGGAGGAGGAAGCUCACGUAGAGAACGAUGCGAUGGAGGAAGCAGCGGUGCGGGAGCAAGAAGAGGCGGGAUCCCCCAAGGUGAAUAAGUUCGAGGAAGGGUUGGGGGAUGAGAUGUCGACAGACGAGCCGGCGGACGAUGUGGUGCUGAUGUCGGUGCCCUGUGUGCUGGUGACUGCGAAGCGGAAACUCGCUGGGCGGCUGGAGAUCAUGCGAACGGUGGUUCACUUCCACACGGAGUUCGUUGUCGAGGGCAACGGCAGCGCGUCUGUGUUCGAUCAGAAUGGGCAACUGAGACACGAUACGGCGGCUACCACUGCCGCUGCUGUUGCGUCUGCCGCAACAGCGACUGGGGUGUCCGGUCCCGCAUCCUCCUCCUCCUCCUCCUCCUCUUCCUCUGCUUCCUCUGCGUCCACCGCGCCCGCACCAGCAGUUCCAGAGACUCCCCUUUCUAUCUCCGUCACAGGGAUAGGGUCCGGAGGGUCCGGGGCGGGCACUUCUCCUGUCACUCCAACGGGGGGGAUGAUCACAGGGGGCAGCAGCACGACCAGCAGCAGCAGUGGGUCAGUCCCUGCGACUCCCAGCACCGCAUCCCGGUGGCGCCGGUUACACAACAAGCUCGCGCUGCUGUCCCCUCGAAGCUCCUCGGGGAAACUCCUUGAGCAGCUGGUUACCAGUAAUCAGAAGAACGUGGACUUCCACAAUGACGUGAAGCGGCACCGGCGGUGGCCGCUGGGAGCAGUCAAACGAAUUCACAUCACGCGGUACCUUCUCCGGUUCUCGGCUGUUGAGAUCUUCUUCUCGUCGUCCUACGCCCCUGUGUUCCUCAACUUCUCCUCGCCGCUCAAUGCCAAGGAUGUGGCAACACGACUAGCGAAUCUGACCCACGUCAUCCAGCGCAACAGGGGAGAGAACCGCGAGAGGAGCAGCUCCGGGGGUGGGGGGGCAGGGGGGGCGGGUGGAGGGGCAGGUGUGGGCGGUAGCAUCUGGGACGGGGUGUUACUGGUAGACAAGCGGAGGGCGUUGGAUUUGGCUGAGAGGGCGAAGGCGGCAUGGCGGCGGCGGGAGAUGUGCAACUUUGAGUAUCUUAUGGUGCUGAACACGCUCGCAGGGCGGUCGUACAACGACCUGAUGCAGUACCCCGUGUUUCCCUGGGUGGUUGCGGAUUAUACCUCGGAGGAGCUGGACCUGAACAACCCGGACACGUUCCGGGAUCUAUCAAAGCCCAUUGGAGCCCUUGAUGAGAAGAGAUUCCAGAUGUUUGAGGAUCGGUACCACGGGUUUGCGGAUCCGGAUAUCCCGUCCUUCUUCUACGGGUCGCACUACUCCACGGCGGGCAUUGUGCUCUUCUUCCUCCUGCGCAUGGAGCCUUUUGCCACGCUCAACGUCUCGCUGCAGGGCGGCAAGUUCGACCACGCGGACCGCCUGUUCCACUCGGUGGCGUCGGCGUGGGCCAACUGCCUGUCCAACACGAGCGAUGUGAAGGAGCUCAUUCCAGAGUUCUACUACCACCCCGAGUUCCUCGUCAACAAGAACGGAUACUUCCUGGGUGUCAGGCAGGACGGGCAGGGGCUGGGCGAUGUGGUGCUGCCGCCCUGGGCCAAGGGCUCCCCCGAGACGUUUGUGCGGCGGAGCCGGGAGGCGCUGGAGUGCGAGUAUGUGAGCAGCCGGCUGCACGAGUGGGUGGACCUCAUCUUCGGCUUCAGGCAGCGCGGCCAGGAGGCCAUCGACGCGGGCAACGUGUUCUACUACCUCACCUACGAGGGCUCCGUUGAUCUGGACGCGAUCACAAACCCCUUUGAGCGCGCAUCCGUGGAGGACCAGAUCGCCAACUUCGGCCAGACGCCUCUGCAGCUCUUCCGCAAGCCGCACCCGCGUCGAGGACCCCCGGUCCCCGUGCUGCGCCCUCUCCUCUUCUCCCCGUCCUCCCUCGAACUCACAUCACAGCUCCCUCCCCCCGCCCUCACCUCCUCCUCCUCCUCCUCCGCCUCCGCCUCUGCUGCUGCUUCCCCCUCUGCCCUGGCGGCGUCUUCCAGUGGGGGGGGAGCAGGGGUGGGUUCUGGUGCGUCGCUGUCGUCUGGCAUGGGGCAGCCGGGGGAGGGGGAUGUGGCGGUGGUGUUUGUGGGGCUUGUGGAUGGGAAGGCCGUCACUCUCACCAAGGGGCAGCUGCUCUCACUGCGCUACUGGAUCUCGCCGUACACCCAGUCCGGUGCCUCGUUCACAUUCUCGGGAUCUGUGGAGCCGUAUAUUGGCUUUGGCGACUCCAUCUUCCUGCGGCGCAUCGGUGCGCCCAUCUCGAGCAGCGUGGAGGCCACACCGAACUGCUUUGACAUCCUGCAGCCGCCCACGGCGCCCUCCACCUCCGCGCCCUCGUACCUGCUCACCUGUGGGCACUGGGACAACAGCUUCCGCUGCGUGUCACUCUCUGAUGGCAAGGUGGUCAGGACCAUCCGUGCCCACAACGACGUGGUUACCUGCCUUGCUGUAUCAGCACAAGGCACAUCGAUCGUGACAGGCAGUGCCGACACCACCGUCAUGGUUUGGGAAGUCGAGCGCACGGCGCGCAGCCGCCCGGAGCAUGUGGUGUACGACAAGCCUCGUCUCGUUCUGUGCGGGCACGACGACGCGGUGACGUGCAUUGCAGUGCGGUCAGAACUGGAUCUUGUAGUCAGCGGGUCCACAGACGGCACCAUCAUUCUCUACACUCUCCACCGCGGCCGCUUCCUCCGCUCCCUCGCUCUCCCCUCCGCCUCCUCCUCCUCUUCCCUCCCUUCCAAUACUGCCGGCAGCACCACACCCAAGAAGUCCCUCAGCGUCAGCGCAAGCGGGCGGCUUCUCGGCGUUUCUCCCGUCAGCUCUCCGCGCGCUAUCUCCGCCUCAGGCAGUAAAAGCAGCAGCAGCAGCAGCACUCAGACUACUAGAGGCAGCCCGGUCCACAGUCUCGUGGUCUCGACCUCUGGGGUCGUCGUGGCUUACUCCGAGACCGAUCUCUCGCUCCACUCCGCCUCAAUCAACGGCGAGUGGCUUUCCUCGGCAGACGUGAGCGAGCGUAUCGGCGCCAUGGCGACGACCGCGUGUGGGGACUUCCUCGUCACAGGCGGGAGCUCGUUUGGCGGGGUGGUCGUGCGGUCGAUAUUCACUCUGGAGGAGAUUAUUCGGUUUGACGGACAGGGCGUGCCUGUAACAGCGCUGUAUGUGGCGCCUGAGGAGUGCAUUCUAGUGGGGCUGCAGGACGGCAGGAUACUCACGUAUUCUGUUGACCCACAGAACCUCAAAAAGGGCUUGGCCCACUAUGCACUCUGAGCGGUCCACCCUCACAGUGCAUCAACAUGCUCCUCCCCUCCCCUCCCUCGUUCCUCCCCCCCCCCCCCCCCCAACCACCCCCUCUCCUCACUCCUCUCCUUUCUCCAAGCAAUCAACUCGCCAUCUUUCUUGUUGCUUAGGCAUUGUGCCUGUGCUCUCUACACCCAUUGGGUGGUGCGGGCAGUUACCCCUGUAACCACUCAUGCCACCCUCCUUGUCCACCUGGCCGUCUGCCUCACCUCUGCUUCUCGUUCAGCCUCUUCUGUGCUCACCUGCUCGUCUUACUGAUGUUCAAUAUUUGGGAUGUACUGCUUCCUUGAAAAAACAGUAUGCCUAGCUAUAGAAAGGUUAAGGUAGGUUUGAUGGCAAAACUUGUCUAGGAGGCCUUGUGCACCUUACUUAACCAUGAUGCAUAGGGGUGCGUGCUGUACAUGUUGCGACCAGAGAGUAUUUCAGUCUACAUAAACUCUACAUGUG